This is a messenger RNA of Magallana angulata, 1357 nucleotides long. RefSeq lists its product as uncharacterized. The record is from RefSeq and is a predicted model, not a curated record. The coding region runs from base 167 to 1090 and encodes 307 amino acids. Lineage: Eukaryota; Metazoa; Mollusca; Bivalvia; Ostreida; Ostreidae. The transcript is spliced from 2 exons.
UACCUAUCAGUGGUCACGUGAAUUUUCGUCCAAUGAAUGCAGACAUAACUCGUUCGCCAACGCCCGUUAUAAUGGUGAAGCAGUAGAAUUUUCAGUUUGUGGAACAUUUAUUUAUAUUUCAGUUUGGAAUCUAAACUAUAGGAUAUAACUCUAAAAAACAUUGACAAUGGGUUCUGAGGACAAAUUCAGAAUAAAUCUACAGGAGCUGUUCGAAGACUAUGCUUGGCAAAGGUUUUCUGCCAGAAGAAAUAUUGUUAGUCGGAUAUUCAGCAGACGUUCCAAAUACUACAUAGAUAUAAGGUGGGGCUUCAUCGAGUUCAAGCACGAAACAACUAGAUUUGAGGAGAGACCGGACGCGGUAGACAACACCCCUGCGCAAGUGUCCGUUUCCGGUGAAAGUGGAGCCCGCGAAAAGCCAAAGAUAUCGAGAGACGUUGUUUUGUACAAGUCCGACUACGAAAACAAGACACCAUUGAAUCAAGAGUACACCUUUAGUUCGACUAGGCAGACAACAAACUCCACCACAGUAGAGUUCCAGGAGAGCUACACAAAGGGAGGGGAAUGUAACAUAGAAAUCAGUGUCCCUGGGGAUCUGGUGACCGUUGGGGCGGGGCUUAGCGGCGAGUUGUCCGUUACCAAAACCGAGAGUGAGACCUUUGAAACCACCACCUCAUGGACAGUAGACACAAAGGUCGGGGUCAAGAGAGGUCACCGGGCCGAAGCACAGGUCCACGUGUCGGAGCGGAACUCGGUAGCAGACUUCGAGGUCAAAACGACCAUGAAAAUCACGGACGGCAAAGAGCUUCCGAUCGCCAUCCGCCGGUUGUCCGAUGAUAAAGUUGUCCACGUGGUUGUGGUACCGGAUCUGCUGGACGUAUUCUAUGAUCUAGUCCAGAAAAAUCAAAAUGUGACCAAGUCUGAAUACAUCGACAAAUCAAGGAAAACUCCGCGCAAACGCCACAACGUCAUCUUGUACACGCGCGGCACGUGCAAAAGUAUUUCAUGGAAAAACCAGCAUGUUGAGGUUCAUUCCGAGAGGAUUGCAUCAUAUUCUUGCAGUGAUGACGAUUCAUUGGAAGGAGAGGAUUAACGGAGAAUUGGCUUCUUUAGAGAGGUGCUUGUGCUCGGAUUACGGAAUUAUGAUCCAAUUCUGCUGUUUGUAUGACUGUGAUAUGAAACGUUGGACGCGCACUUAAGUGUACUCGCAUUUACAUGAAUACUUCUAUGUGUAUAUAUCAAAUACAAGUUGUGGAUGAAUUAGAUUUUUUGAUUAUCAUACCCAUUAUAUAAUAGUUGUGCUGCUAAAUUGUAAUACAUAUAGUAAUAAAUUUGAAUAAAUGAUAGGUUCAUAACUUCA